Messenger RNA from Fundulus heteroclitus (mummichog), 1228 nucleotides. Its product is annotated as neurofilament heavy polypeptide-like. The transcript is spliced from 3 exons. Bases 461 to 1213 code for a protein of 250 amino acids. NCBI's taxonomy places the organism in Eukaryota, Metazoa, Chordata, Actinopteri, Cyprinodontiformes, Fundulidae. The record is from RefSeq and is a predicted model, not a curated record.
GGAAGAUCCGGCUCUUUCUCGAGCGGCGCAUCACUAGAGCCGUGACCCGCUGCUCCGGCUAAGCUAGGGAUCAUCGCGAACAGAUGUUCCGUCCAGGAGGCACCGGACACGGAGGCUCUGCGGGACGGUCCGUGUAGUCGGAUGGCCGACCGCCGCGGCAGCAGCAGCGGAAGCAGAAGUAGCGGCAGCGGCGUAAACCAGCCGCCGUCACCCGCGUCUGGGCUGUAAGUUCACCGCAGCUAGCCGGCUGCUAACUGCGCUCAGCGAAAGUGAAACCAGAACCGGAGCUUCAUGGUUUAAAGGCUUUAGGAGUUUUAGCCCCGAAGUUGACGAGAAACAAGGUGUCUCCGCAGUCAUAAAGCUGCGCUAUGGUUGCUUCCUGAGCCCCGGACCGGCGCGCCAUGGACUCCUAAGACUCCUGGUCGUUGGGGACCGGAGGCCGCCGCCAAACCCCGAGCAGAUGGGGAACUGCUGCUGUGAAGCUGAAAGUCCCUGCGGCAGCAUAGAGGAGCGCAGCGUUUUGCUGAAGGACGACUCGAAGACCUCCGGCGCCGGCGACGGCUCAGCAGAUGGCACUUGUGGCCCCGAAGCCGGCGAAGACAUGAGGCGGUCUGAGGUGGCGGAGGCCAAGGAGGAGGUGCAGGUGGAGCAGCCGAAGAGUCUGAGCAAAGGCAGAAAAACCAAAAACUCUCAGGGAAAUGGGCAUUUACAGAAGGAAGGCCUCCAGCAGGCGAGCGCUGCUCCCAGAGAAGAAGAGCGUGCCGCGGGGGAACAACGCGGGGACGCCGCCGCAGAACGAUGCACUUUAACCCAGCUGCAGGAAGACGCGUCCUCGCCCGCUGGCCCCGAGGCUUCGGGCCCCGGCGGGGAGCAGAAAGCAGGAGGAGAUCCGAGCUCGGCGCAGGAAAAGGUCUCAGAUCUCGUCCCGCCGGCGCCCGAGUCCGCCCGCCCAGCAGGAAGCCUCUCCCACCUGGACACAAACAGUCCCGCCGAGGACAAUGCAGCUUGUUCUCACGCCGGUCCUGGAGAAGAUGCUGCCGACGCCAGACCGCCGGAGGAGUCCAGACCGCCGGAGGAGUCCAGACCGCCGGAGGAGUCCAGACCGCCGGAGGAGUCCAGCCAGGACAAUGAGGUGUUCUCUGAGCCAAAGCCUGGGGCGGCGGCCAUCGCUGCGGUCAGCCAGGAGACAGACACUCAGGCUCCCAGCUGGUAAGCUAACCUGUUUGUG